CUAAAGCUGCAGCAGGAGGAGCAGCCAAGAUACACAGAUAAGCUGAGCACAUCCCUGCCAUACACACAGUAGGUCAAAGAGUGAAACUGAAAAAGAUGUUUGCCUUACAGAAACCUGAGGCUACUCCACACCAGUCACCCUUUCAUGAUGUGAAGCCCAUGGCAAGCUUGACAUUUCCAAUUCCAAGUGACAAAGAACGGAAGCAAGAUACCAAUUUCAACAUCCUGGAGGAAGCAUAUGACAAGAAUGAGAACUGGAGACAAGUGAAGAGCUUAGGGGAUGAAGAAGAGGAAAAAAUAAAGGCAGAAGAUAACAAGACAUCUUUGGAGGAUAACAGGACCUUAAUGAAGAAGAGAGCAAUGGAGCAGAUGAAGACAGCCAGGUCAGAGGGAAUCAGUGUAUCUUCAUCAGAGGAAGAGGUAAGGAGUCCACCAGAAGGGGCAGAGAUAAUGCAGCUAGGAGAAGAUAACUUGACUGAAGACACAGAGAAAGAGUGUGAUGCAUGGGUAGGUUCACCAUUAGAAGACAUUGGAUAUGCCAGCAGUUCACUAAGCAUAGAUAGUCCUGACAGUAUUUCUGGUAAAAUAUUUGAGGAUACCAAUGCCCCUGUACAAACAGAAACUCCACAAAAUGAUCCAGAGACUGAAGACUCGGAAGCCGAGUCCUCUUCAGACUCAGACACCCUCUCAAUCACACUUUCAGAAGCUUUCCAGAGCCUACAGGACAAGGAGAGACUUAAAGAACAAGAGAAGGAGAAACAUCAUGUGCAGCUGACAAUGUACAGACGACUGGCUCUCUUGAGGUGGAUCAGAUGUCUUCAACAGAGGGUGAAGGAUCAGCAAAACAGACUUCAAGAAAGCUUUGACACAAUCCUGGACAACCGCAAGGAAUUCCUGAGAUGCAUGCAGCAUGGUUGCAACAAGACUUCUAGCAAGGAAGCAGCAUGAGUCUUCUUGAAGAGGAUAUACGCAGUUCCUCUCAUCUCAAAAUCUGCAUUUCACUGUCCACCUAAGGUCCUGAAACCUGUAUGUACUAGCAUGGAUUGCUGUGCUCCUAAAUGCAAAGGAAAUAUGAGGUUUGAAGCUAGGAAACCGGACUCAUCAAACAAAAGCCCAUGGUUGCCUCAUCACUGUACAUGGCUUAUCUACUGAAACAGUGGAGAGAAAUGUAAAGCUUACGUUUUACUUGAAAAGUGUAAAUGAAAUUGCAAAAACAUACCAAAAACAUUUCUACAUUCCAUAUAAUAUUUAUGUAUAAUGUUCUCUUUUAAUUUACUGUAUUGCCAUAUAAAAUCAAUCUGUUGAAUAAAUAUGUACUAUACAAACCAUUAACCCACUAAUCUCCUUGUGCUUAAAAUAAAAUUAAAAAUUGA
This is a messenger RNA of Bombina bombina (fire-bellied toad), 1372 nucleotides long. It is a transcript of the gene C3H1orf216, whose product is annotated as chromosome 3 C1orf216 homolog. Bases 96 to 947 code for a protein of 283 amino acids. The transcript has 2 exons. NCBI's taxonomy places the organism in Eukaryota, Metazoa, Chordata, Amphibia, Anura, Bombinatoridae. The record is from RefSeq and is a predicted model, not a curated record.